AUGGCCGAGGGACCGAGCCACGUCGACAGCGCCGCUUCCGCCGCCUCGCUCCGGCUGCGCGCCCUGCUGCGCCACGUCCUGCCCGGCUGGGGGCCGGGGGCCGGGCGCCCCGUAUCCUUUGGACAGGGCAGGAGAAGCUCCUCCUUGGGGACGAGGGAGGACCAGGAGGGGAGGCCCGGCCCGGCCCGGCCUGGCUCCUCGUCCUGCUCCGGGAGCCGGGGGAUCCAAUGGUGGCGUGGGAAGGGGCCCCCGAGGGCCAUCGAGUCCGGCCCCCUGCGAGGCAGGGCGGGAAGCCGCGACCCUCGGAGCCAGAGACUCGGCCUCGCCCUCCUCUUUCUCGGACAAGCUCUCGAACUCCCUCGGACCCUCCUGCGGGGCCCGAGAGGCAUCGAGUCCAGCCCUGCGAGGCCGCCUCAGGCACAGGCAUCUCUCUCUCUCGCCUUCGCCUUUCUGUGCUCCGUCCCUCCCAGGCAGCUUAACCUGCAUCUUCCUUCUGCAUCAUUAAGUUGGAACAGACUUGUAAGAAAGUCUGCAGAGAAACAGAGCCUUUGAAACUCGGGCUGGACCCAGUCUCUGGAAGAGGCCUUGAGCAUGUUGGACCUGCAUAGCAAAUUGGUAAUGGGAAAAAGCUUCACCUGUCGAAUUGCUGCUUUCCUGAGGCUUGUUAGAAGUGCAUAAACCUAUGGGGAGAGGGCAGAGAGGACCUUGGUAACUGCCUCUCCCAGGCAUGGGACCUAAUUCUAAUUCCCAGACCAGGUCCCUUCUCAGGCUUCACCACUUCUUGGGUUUUGUUUGUAUACUGACUAGAGAGCUAUGUAAUUCUUAUAUAACUUGAUGGGCCACUUGAAUGGCUGUGUGUCUAUUAUGCUGGCCUCUUUAGUUUAAAUGCAAAGCAGCCCUUUUAAUUAUAAAUCAAAUUAUCUUGUAUCUAGUCAAGAUUGCAUAUGUCUGAGCAAGGGUUGUACAGACUUUGGCCCCAGUGAAGCUGAAACUAAACGUUUGAAGCAUUGCAGGGGGUUGGACUAGAUGACCCUCAGGAUUCCUUCCAACUGUACAAUUCUGUGUUUAUAUAAUUCUGUCAGUGGGUGGCAAAUAACUGCAAGUGUGUUUAAGCAAAAUUAUGCACAGCACAAAGAAUUCUGCAGGGAUAGGAAAAUACCUGCAGUGGCCUUUGCGCCCCCCCCCCCCCCAAUAUCCUGAUGAUUUGGACAUGUAUCAAUCCAAUUUCUGUUGUCUCUCCAUUGUUAUUCCCAUCUUUGCAGGGAUAUAUUUUGAUGGAAGAAACAUUUCUUUAUAUUGCAUAUUAGAUCUACAGCUCUGAUUGCUGCUAACCUUUUUAUUUAUUAUUAAUUUUGAACUAGCAAUCUUGCUUUUGACCUUUGUACUUGGUACUGUUACAUAAGGUAUAUGUGAUUAUCUAAUACUUUUUCUAAUACUUUUUCCUUGAUUCUCUUCCCCUCUCCCCCACUAUUUAUUACUAAUGUGUUUCAAGAUGAGGAACAAUAGAGAAGUCUGAGCAUUUUCAAGGUUUCCUGAAAUUUCCUCUCUGUUGAAUACAGAUUUAGCAACUCCCUUUAGGUCUGUCACUAAUUAUGUGUAUAGUAUUAUGCAUCCAGUGGUUAGACAUGCAAAAUGCCAUCCUAGAUAUUUUAUGCAUUGGGGAGAUAAGUUGGAGGUGGGUUUGCAAGCAAGAUAGGCAGUGGGGGAGUGCAGGUUGUAGUUAUCUCUCCUCCUGCUUCUCUUCUCCCCCUCCUACUGCCAGCUCAGCAUAUGUUAAUAAUAAUAAUAAUAAUAAUAAUAAUAAUAAUAAUAAUAAUAAAUUAUUUAUAUCCCGCCCUCCCCAGCCGAAGCUGGGCUCAGGGCGGCUAACAACAAUAAAAUAAUACAACAUUCUAAAAUAAUUUCAUUAUAAAAUCAUUUCAAAUCAGAUUAAUGGCAACCAUUGGGCUAGAGUUCUGUGAGAAUUGCCAAAGGAAGGAGUCAGGCUGUGCCCUGGCCAAAGGCCUGGUGGAACAGCUCUGUCUUGCAGGCCCUGCGAAAAGAUGUCAAGUCCUGCAGGGCCCUAGUCUCUUGUGACAGAGCGUUCCAUCAGAUCGGAGCCACAGCCGAAAAAGCCCUGGCUCUGGUUGAGGCCAGCCUAACCUCUCUGUGGCCUGGGACCUUCAAGAUAUUUUUGUUUGAAGACCGUAAGUUCCUCUGUGGGACAUACCAGGAGAGGUGGUCCCCUAGGUAUGAGGGUCCUAGGCCAUAUAGGACUUUAAAGGUUAAAACCAGCACCUUAAACCUGAUCCUGUACUCCACCGGGAGCCAGUGCAGCUGGUAUAGCACCGGGUGAAUGUGAUCUCGCAGCGAGGACCCUGUAAGGAGUCUCGCCGCGGCAUUCUGCACCCGCUGGAGUUUCUGGGUCAGUCUCAAGGGCAGCCCCACGUAGAGCGAGUUACAAUAAUCCAGUCUGGAGGUGACAGUCGCGUGGAUCACAGUGGCUAGGUCAGGGUGAGAGAGGUAAGGAGCCAACUGCUUAGCUUGGCGGAGAUGGAAAAAUGCCGCCUUUGUUAUAGCUGCAAUCUGCGCCUCCAUGGAAAGGAAGGUGUCAAAGAUUACACCCAAACUCUUAACGGACGGUGCUGGCACUAAUUGCGCUCCCGCAAGAGAUGGGAGUUGCCCCCCCAAUCCCAUAUCGUCCCGACCCAGCCAAAGGACCCCUGUCUUCGAAGGAUUUAACUUCAACCGGCUCCCACGUAACCAUCCAGCCACAGCUUCCAAACAUUUGAUCAGUGUGUCUGGGGCCGAGUCAGGAUGGCCUUCCAUCAACAGUUGGGUGUCAUCAGCAUACUGAUGGCAGCCCAACCCAAAACUCCGGACAAGCUGGGCGAGGGGGCGCAUAAAGAUGUUAAAAAGCAUCGGGGAGAGUAUUGCACCCUGAGGCACUCCACACACCAAGGAGUGGCCCAAUGACAAUCCCCCCCCCAAGCGCCACCCUCUGUCCCCGACCAGAGAGAAACGAGCGCAGCCAUUGAAGGACUGUGCCCUGGAUCCCCACGUCAGCAAGGUAGUCCAGGAGUUCGUGAUCAACCAUGUCGAAGGCUGCUGACAGGUCUAGAAGAAUCAGCAGCCCCGACCCGCCUCGAUCCAGCUGCCUGCGGAGAUCGUCUGUUAGGGCGACCAGGGCCAUCUCAGUCCCAUGAUCAGUGCGGAAGCCGGACUGGAAUGGAUCCAGAGCCGAUGUUUCAUCCAGAAACCCACCAACCGCUUUCUCAAUCACCUUACCCAGGAACGGAAGAUUCGAAACUGGGAGGUAAUUGGAUAGAUCUAAGGGAUCUAAUGAUGUUUUCUUUAAGAGCGGGCGCACCACUGCCUCCUUCAGUUCCCCUGGGAAUGUCCUGGUGCCAAGGGACAAAUUGAUGAUAUCCCCCAGGGGGGCCCGCACCUCGUCUGGACACGCUCUAAUCAGCCAAGACGGGCACGGGUCGAGAGGACAAGUGGUGGGCUUUCCAGCUCGGAGGAGUCUGUCCACAUCGGCUGGGGAUAUCCAGUCAAAGUGGUCCAAUACUGGACCCGAGGACAGUCGAGGGGCCUCCAUUUCCUUUAUUGUAUCCAAAUUGGCAGGGAGGUCAUGGCGGAGCAACAGGACCUUCUCCGCAAAAAAGCUCGCAAAUGCCUCACAGCUGUGUGUCAAAUUGUUAUUUAAAUUUGGCUGUCCUUCGAGGGACGUUAAAGACCUAAUUAUACUAAAUAAUUGCGCCGGGCUAGAGCUAGCGGAGGCAAUGGAGGCCAAGAAGCAGGACUUCUUAGCGGCCUUCACUGCCAUCUUGUAGGUUUUCAUAAAAACCCAAUAAGAUGUUCUUGAGGCUCCAUACUGCCAUACUCGCUCUAGCCGUCUGAGGUCCCGCUUCAUUUUCGGUAAACCAGGGAGCCCGGCUUCUGCAGGGUCGCAGAGGGUGCUUAGGUGCGAUCUCAUCGAUGGCUGCCAGGAGCUGGGUAUUCCAGCCCUCAACAAGCUCAGUCAAUGAGUCGCCAGGGGGAGCAAGGUCCCGCAAGCCUUGGCGGAAUCUAUCAGGGUCCAUCAGCCUCUGCGGGCGAGCCCAAAUCAGCUCGCCACCUAAGCAGGGUGGGGGUGGAAAGUCAAUCCUGGCUUUCAGAGCAUAGUGAUCAGACCAUGGCACCUUUGUCGAAGGAGACAUGAUCACAUCUAUACCUACGCCAAAGAUCAAAUCCAGCGUGUGGCCUGCUUGAUGUGUGGGGCCCGAAACAAACUGGGAGAGCCCUAGUGUCGCCAUGGAAGACACCAGGUCCAGAGCCUGUGAGGGGGGGAGUGGCAUCAGCAUGGAUGUUGAAGUCCCCCAAUACCAAUAGGUUAGGGAACUCCAAGGCCCAGCUGGCCACCGCCUCCAAUAGGCCUGACAGGGUGGCUGCUGGUGCGCUAGGUGGCCGGUACACCAGCCAGACAGCCAAGCUCACCUCAGAGCCCCACACUAGGCCAACACAUUCAAUGCCGGGGAUCGAUGGCGAUGGUAGAGCCCUGAAAGAACAAUCUUCCCGGAUUAAUCAUGCCCCCCUGGCCCACAGUCCGCGACUGGUGGAGGACGGAGAAGCCCGCGGGCGCCAUCUCUCGUAAGGUAACUGUUUCCCCUUCGCGCACCCAGGUCUCUGUUACACAAGCCAGGUCGACACCCUGUGAGGUAAAGAAAUCUCGUAGGGUGGCGGUUUUGUUGCCUAUAGACCUGGCAUUGCACAGCACCAGUGACGGAGGUGAGUAAUCCUUGCUCACCCUACCCUCGUCCCUCGGGAUGGGGUGCAGAUUGGAAGGGGUACGAGCAUAUCCGUAUCUCGAUCCCCUUCGCCUAUAACAUCUGCCCCCACCGCCAUACCUCCCUCGCCCCUCCACGGUAGCAGUCCCAAGCCUCAUGCUAGCCUCCAUUGAUGGCAAUUGAUGUUAUUCUUUCCCAGCCUAGUUAUUCUGCUUAUAGUAUCAGCAACUCGAUAACUCUAAUUAGUCGAGUAGAACAAACCAGCUACACAUCAGCUACCUCUCUGAUUGUAUGAAACUAUUAUAUUCUUUGUCAGCCUACUAUUAUAAUAUUAGGCAAACCAAUUAAUUAAAUUAAGAAAUUGAAAAAUAAACCCCAAAACAUUCCGUAGCGAAACAAAACUACCAUAUAACAUACAUUAAGGGGGAGGGAAACACCUAAAUAGCAUCAAACACCUAACAGUAAGCAAGCAAACACCUAACAGUAAGCAAGCAAAACUUAAAUAUUAUCAUGAAACAAUGAACUAUAAAAAACUAAAACAAAUGGCAAAGGAAGGGGGGAGGGGGGAAAGGAAAGAAAAAAGUUAUUGUAGCAGACGAAGUUCUUGUAGCAUCACGCACCAGCUCGAGUCUGCUCGAAUGAUCUCUGAAUGAUCUCUGAAUCUGCCAACCUGAACAACCAGGCGACAGCGGGGGGUGGGCAGAGGAAGGUGGGGCAGGCUCAGUAAAUGCCCUGUUCGAUGUCAAUGCCGUCCCCGAUGGUCUCAGGGGGCCCUCCUCUUGCUGUUGCGCUAACACUUGUAGUGGCAGAGGAAGUGUUCCUCUUGGCAUCAGGAGUCCUCUGGUUUCCCCCACUGCUGGUGUUCUCAGGGCCACAGAAUCAUACCUCUCCUCUGCUACAACCAGCUGCCAGCCCUGUGGCUUAAGAGUCUCUGGCGUCUUGAGGGUGGACCCCCCCCCCCCGGCUCCCUAGGUGCCUUUCAAUUGAGUCUAUCUUGACCCAGGCUCCAUGCCGAGUACUCGACCAGUCUGUCUCAGUCCAGGAGCACCGCUGGCAUGCAGGGCAGCCGGACCCACAAGUGGGAAGACAGAGCAGGCACACAGCGCAGUUGGACCCACAAGCCAGGAGGGCAGAGGCAAGCACAAACGGAACACUCCUGCAACACAGCUUCACCUCCCUUAGUUCAUUUAAAAUGCCGAGUCAAAGCCUGAGUCAGAGUCAGUUUGGGAAAAGUUCAGGAGAUUAAUUAAAUUGUUUAGAGUUACGAGUCCUUGAAAUAAGCUGGGCGGCGGCUGUUAAGCUGUUUGACUUCGUUAGAUCUAAUUUACAGCGCCAACUUCCCAAGUUCUCUGAUAUAAAACCCCAGGUUGCCAAACUUUUGAUAAGAAGAGGGUUAAAAGAUUAAAAAGUUAAAAUGUUGAAAAAGUUAAAAGGAGUAGGAGCCCCCAACAUCUAAUUGAGGAGCUCUAACAGGAGCGUCUUACCUCAACACCAUCUUGCAAGUACCAGGUAUCCACCUCUCAAAGUUGCAUUUACUGGAAAGUUUCUUUGCCCCUUCAGGUCAUCAGAACGCCACUGUGACUGUAUGAAUAUCUGUAUAUCUAUCAUCUAUCUCUCUGUUUUCUAUUUUUCUAUAUAUCAAAUAUCAGUCAAUACAGUGCAGCCCAAUACAAAGGAAAAAGGAGGAGAGGAGCUUUGGUCUGUUCUAAUGAAACAAUUACGUCAGUCAUUUCUGUCUUUGAAAAGUGUCAUGUUAAAGCUUCCAGUGAGAGAGAACCCAUGUUUUUUAGUUACUGCAUAAGAAAUAAAACUUGUCUAAAUAGCAUAAAGAUUUUUCUGCCUCUUGAAUUUUUCUACACAGUCAAAGGUUGACAACUUUAUUUGUCCAUGACUGCCAAGUCCCAAAGUUUAUGAUACCAGAGUUGCAUAAGGUCGGUGUCACAAGUUCUCCAGAAUCUAGCUGCUGUGAGCUUUUUUGCAAUAUUUAAUUAUGUGGUGACCCAAAUCAAAAAGAGAGAGGGAGAUAAUUUUUGGAUGACCUAUUUGGUUAUUCACUCAACUUUGCGAAAGACCUGUAACCAAACUUGUUUGACUAGGGCAGUACAACCAGAGGUGAAAAAAUGAGCCAAAGCUGCUACCAUACCUCCAGCAGUUUGUAGUGCGUAGUCGUUUUGUAAUUUUAUUCAAAGAGAAAGGAUACAUACACCAACGAUAUAUGAUUCUAUGAUAAAAGACCUUGGAUGCAGUUUCACUGAAACUAAUGUCUACUGAAUUAUCUUCACAAAUAAGGUAUCUCAGGCAUACCCUUAGUAUGUUUUUCUGCUCAAUGUUUAUGCACUGUGUUAUGACUUCAUGAUAUAUACAAACCAGGGACAGUUGCAUCAGCACCUGUCCUGGCCCUUUUCUUCUACUUUGGAAAAAAUACUAAAAAUUAUCAGAAUAUUGAUAGCGACAACAAUGGAUAUUUCCCUGUUAGAAGUUUCUAUUGAUGAUAAUUCCAGACUGAAUUCUCUGUGAAAGAAAUGAACCAUGAUUGUCUUUUCAUAAGGUAAAGGGACCCCUGACCGUUAGGUCCGGUUGUGACUGACUCUGGGGUUGCAGUGCUCAUCUCGCUUUAUUGGCCGAGGGAGCCGGCGUACAGCUUCCGGGUCAUGUGGCCAGUAUGGCAAACCAGAGCAGCACACGGAAACGCUGUUUACCUUCCCGCUGGAAGGUACUUACACUUUGAUGUGCUUUCGAAGUGCUAGGUGGGCAGGAGCAGGGACCGAGCAACGGGAGCUCACCCCGUCGCGGGGAUUUGAACCGCCAGCCUUCUGAUCGGCAAGUCCUAGGCUCUGUGGUUUAACCCACAGCGCCACCCGCGUUCCUUUGUCUUUUCAUACUGGGCACCAAUUAUGGAAAAAAAUAGAUUGAAAGAGUAGCAUGUAUGCCUUGGUCUUUUGACUCAUAUUUUUGUAAUUUUUGUGGAUUGGAAUGUGCGGCACAAAGCUUUUAAUGUUGUUGCAAAAAUACUUUAAAAAACUGAAUAGAGUUAAUAUCACAAAUGGGUUUAUCAGUAAGCUAUGGUUGUCCACAGUUACCAAAAUAUACAUACUAGCAAAACUGCCUGUGCGUAAUGUGUGAAAUGCCCUAUUGGAUAAAUGAGCUUACUUGUAUUAAUUUAAAACACUUUACAGUGGUACCUCAGGUUACAUAUGCUUCAGGUUACAGACUCCGCUAACCCAGAAAUAGUGCUUCAGGUUAAGAACUUUGCUUCAGGAUGAGAACAGAAAUCGUGCUCCAGCGGCGCGGCGGCCCCAUUAGCUAAAGUGGUGCUUCAGGUUAAGAACAGUUUCAGGUUAAGUACGGACCUCCGGAAUGAAUUAAGUACUUAACCUGAGGUACCACUGUAUUCAUUUUUUCCAAAAAAAGAAUAAAAAAGAAUGUCAAAGUCAAAAGGCAUAUUUACAAUAUUACAUUCAUGAGCAUCAUGGUCUUGGAAUUGAUUAAUAAUUUAACAAAGUUUAAAGAAAAAAGGGGGGGGACCCCAGUGUUCUUCCCCUGCUAUUACGGCAUUUGCAACAAAUGUAUUUUUGGAAUUACAUAAAUUGCAUUUCCAUUCUAAAAUAUAUCUCCAGUUGCCAUGAAAGACUUAUUUGCUUUUAUUUGCCUGUACCAAAGCUGCAACUUAAGAUAUGGCCUUCAAUGAAACUAAUUGCACUACUUGAGUAUGGAAGAAGUCUGAUAUCCAUUUGGAAACCAUUGGAAUCUUGCUCUUAAGGGAAUACUUCCUGCUGUUCUUUGCUGUUUCCAACUAUAAUUGCUCUAUGAUUUAGUGGAAGUGCAUAUCCAGUUCAACUUAUUUCUUAAUUGAAUUAUUUCUUAUUUCUAUAUUUCCAUCCAACAAACCUUCAUUUUGGAACAGUGUUAUUCCUACAGUUGUUUCCAUCAGUUUCCUUUUUUUAUUUUGUAGAUUUUUCUGACAAAAUGUUAUAUCACUGGUAUUUUUUCUUAAUUUUCUCGGAAGACACCACUUUGUGUUUGGCAAUUGCUUUCUCUCUGGUGUUUUUGUUAAUAUUUAGAAAGUACAAAUAUAGAAGACACUAUUGUAAAAAAAAAAUGUUUUCCCCAAAUAGUUUUCCAUUUGUCAUUAGAAGUUGCCACCAAGGUGACAAAUAAAAACUUAAAACAAUCAAUGUUUAUUAUCCAAACUCUGUGAACUGUAAUAUUCAUUAUGCUGUCUAUGGGUUACAUUAAAAUGUCCCCUUCCUAGGCAGUUAACUUGCAUCAGGGAACGGAACCUUUGGCUCCAAUCCUGUGCAUUGCACAAGAUGAUAGAUUGUAUAACUCAGUUUAAAAAGAGUGAAAACGGUGAGGAGUGUGUAUGUGAGGAGAAUCACUUCUUUUGUUACGAUUUGUUGAGUGGAUCCAUACAUGCAUUCUGUUGUAUCUUCCUAUAUUCAUACUGUGUCCCAGGCUUAAUAAUUUGCAAAAUGUAUUCAAACUGUAAUUCUUAUUUCAGCAGAAGGAGCCAUAUCCAAUGCUACUAUUAUUCUGCUAGCACAGCAGAUUUCUACUGAAAGUAAACUUUCCCUCUUCUCCUCUCUUUCUGGCAGUGCCCCAUGACCACUCAGAAUCUGCUCCAAAGGGUUGGAGAACCCUCACAGUAGAUUGAGGGUGUGCAGGGAGCUCCUGUUAUGUCACUGCAACAUUGGAAUGUAUCAUAUAAUCCAAUAUUCCUUAUUUGCCCUCCCCUCCUUUUUAAUAUCAUAGUAAGUAUUUCAGUAGGAUUGCUCAUCUUCUUUUCUGUUUUUAACCAGCGGGGUUUUUUCGUUUCUGUUUUAAUCAGGCUAUACACUGUUUAAUUGAAGGGGCAUAAUAAUCCAAAACUACUUGUGAGAGAAGACACAAAGAUCAUAAACUUUUAAAUAGAUGCAUCUUGUUUCAAAUUAAAGUUGUUUGUAGAAUCCUUUCCUCAGGUUUCUUUAGAAAAGAGAACUGGUGUAUUUUUUUGGGUGGGGGAGGGAAUAUUCAUAAAACAUUCAUUUUCAAAACUGCAGUCUUUCCGGGAAACUUGUGAGAAUGGCAGUGUGCCAGGAAACAGGGAAUUAUAUUCACGUAUAAAUAUGUACAAUUUUUUUGGCAAAGGGUGUUUAAGGAGAUAACAGAAAUCACUGGAUUAAGCUGACCAAAAGUCCAGAGGUGGCUUUAUUGUCAAUUUACGAUGGGGUGGAAGGUUCGCAGGCUAGGAAGGGCUUGCUCACAAAUUUAUUGACAGCUGCACGAGUUUUUAUAGCUAGGAAGUGGAAGGGGUAAGCAGAAUAUAAAAUGGAAGAAGUGGGAUAUAGCUAUUAAUGAUAAAUUAAUGUGUCAUUAACGUAAGACAGAGAAUAUGCAGGAGAAAUGAUUUUGAGGAGAUAUGAAUGGUGUUUGUAGAAUUUGUACUGUUAAAAUGGAAAGGGGUCAAGCCAUCGCAAGAGGUGCUGAAAUUCUGGGAGGUUGGAUAGUUACAGUGGAAUGGUCUCGGUGAUGGGGUGCAUAUUUUUAUUCUUUUUUAUUUAUGAUUAUUACUUUGUCAAAAAGAAAAAAGUGGCAGUUUUCAUAAUUGUCUUAUGAUUAACUUGGAAUGUUUUUGUUUUAUGUCAGGAGGGGAGAUAAAUGCUUAGGUGUUUGAUUUUGGGUUGCAUGAAAAUCCCCAUGUCUUACUAUUUAUUUAUUUUUUUAAUCUACCUUCUUUAACUGUAGCUUAAAAUAAAUAAUUAUAAUGUAGAAUGGCUAUCUUCCAGUUCUGCUGCAUGCGGCUUUAAAUUAUUAGGAAAACUUGGGAGAUUAGUGGUGUACAUCAGAAUAAAACUAAUGUACAUUAUAUUUCCUCCUCCAUGUUAAUAGUUCCUAUGAUUCAAAAUGAGUUCUGAGUUUUUAUUUCACCCCGUAAGAUAUAAUAUAUAUUCAAAACCGUAUUUAGAUUCCUUAACUUGUGCUCAAGACACAAAUUCCAACUUCUGCCCAAGUAACUACGGUGAAAUAUCCAAUUCAGUACCGGUAGGUAAUUUUUCUUUUUCUGUAUAAAAAUUAGAUGUGUUGUGGUGAUCAUGGCAAUGAAAGGAAACCAUAUAUUUAUUUUUUGGCUAGAAUUCCAAGCUUGAAUUUGGUGAUGUUUUGAUAAUUUGGGGUGGAUUAACCAUCACAUUGCUCUGAAUUCCUGCAGAUUUUGCAGUUCUGAAAUAGUAGAAUAGCAAAUGUUGGGAUGCAGGAUGCAGCAACCAUUGCCCUCUGUUUACCAGUAUUUUGCUGUCUAAUUUUUGUUCUUUAGCUCCUGCUCUCCCAAUAGCUUCCUGCAGCAUCUCUGUGUGAAGUAAAGAUAGGGCACAGAGUAUAAACUAAAUAACCCAAUAGCACAGUUCAGUCUUGUAGCAAGUCCCUUUGCAUUCAUUAUCUCUUAAUCCAUGCUAAGUAUAUUUGGAUUGGAACCCAAAUAGUUUAUUUCAUGCAAAGACCCCCUUUUUGUUUAUAUGCCAAAUUCUAUCUCAGCAGCACUCAAAAGCGGCAUAUAACAUGAAAUACAAUUGUAUUUUGCUGAUGUGGUUGUUUCUUACCUACUGGGGGGGGGGACAGGUUACAGCUAGCAAUUGCAACACCUGAAACUUAAUCCAAAAAUUUAAAAAUAUAUACAUUUAUUAUUUUGUAAAUAUGUAUUUUUAUUUAUUUAUUGUUUGUUUGUUUGUUUGUUUGUAAUGGCAUGCUGUUUCUGGGCAUGGUUGCAUCUGUGUAUUUGUGGAUUAGUAGAAACUUUUGUGCCUCUAUUCUCAAGAAGCAAGCAGCAAACUAACUUUUGUGCUGACUUCAUGGAAAUAAAUACCUUCAUGGUACUGCAGAUUUUGAACUUCAGGGACCCCCUCCCACAUGGACCUGCCUGUUUUCCCUAGAGCUCCAGUGUGCUGCAGAAGACCCCGGGGUGCGUUGUAGGCUGCAUAAGAGUUCCCAGGGAGUGCUUAUUUCCUAGACUUCAUCCUUGCCCUGUGAACUUACCCAGUGUGUGUUCCUAUCUCCACAGUUACACCUUAGAUAAUAAUGUUCUAAGCCCAGAGCAAAGGGAUUUCUAUGAGGAGAACGGCUAUCUCGUCAUAAAAAAUCUGGUCUCGGAUGAGGAUGUUGAACAUUUCAGGUAAACUGUAGCCAUGUGUCCUAAUCACAUAUAGUGAGAUUGUCUAAAACAAGUAUCUUCAACCUUUUCAGACCCAGAACUCACUUUUCACCCAAACAUGCAUUCAGGACCCAUUUCUUAAUCUCUUUUUCCAUAGCUUUGCAGGGUGGUACUGCUCCUGUUUCAACCCCCCUUGGGUCAGUCUUGACCCCCCCCCCGUGGUACUUGACCCCACCCCCAGUGGUUUAAAACACACUGGUUGCAGUCCAGAGGUCUCUCUUGAGGUGUGCCCAAGAGCUUGUGUUUGGCAAGCAAGACCUGAAGGCCACAGGAAGGGCCCCACUCCAAAUGAAAAUUCCCCCUGGAUUUACAAGAACAUCCAGCCAGUUGAUUCGAGCAUAAUUCACUUCUCGCUUAUAAAUAUACACUCAAAGCCUCACAGAGAAUGAGUUAUGUGGAUCUCUAGUUUCGAGUUCUUACCCAUAAUUUUGCACCAAGGUGUCCCAACUUCAUACCAAGUCGGCUGCAAGAGUACCCUCUGCCCACACACUGCUUUGUCAUGGGGGGCAGGGAAGCAAGGCCAAAAUUUCACACCCCCCCCCCCCCCAGAUAAGCUAGGUGCUGGACUUCAGGAAGGAGGCACAAGGUAUAGAGCUUUCCCACCUCUUUUCCAAAGCUGGGAAUGUGCUAACCAGGCUUUGGGAAUGAGGUGGGAGGACUUUAGGACCCUGUCUGAACCCUUACGCCUUCUUCCCACAGCCCAAGGCCUCUCUUACCUGAGUUUGGAAAGGCAGUCCAAGGGCUCCCCAAAAGAGCCUUAAGGACUGCUUGUGGCCCUCAGGCUACGCUUUGGACAGCCUUGUUUUGCGCAAUGGAAGUAUCCAGUUCAUUUAGCAAGGGCAAUAACAUGGUUAAAUAGCCUAGUAAACUUUGCUGAAGUAAAUUUUUUAAAUUCCCUCUUCAGAAAUGAGUUCGUGAAGAUCUGCAGACAGGAAGUGAUCGUCCCUGGACUGGUGAUCAUGAGAGAUGUGUCAAUUGCCAAGUCUGAAUUUAUUCCAGAUCAAAAAGCAGUUUCAAAACUACAGGAUUUCCAGCGUCAUGAAGAGCUCUUCAGAUAUUGCACAUUGUCUCAGGUUAAUUUUUUUAAAAAAAGAAUAUCCUGAAGACCACAAAUAAUCUGCAUUUUUUUAUAUGUGGUCCUUCACAUUAUAUUAAUUCGGAAGAAACUUGUAAUCUCUAUAUACAGUCUCCAUAGCCUGAUCUAAGGAUGUUGCACUAUGCUGCUCUAGAAAAUCGCUGCCCAGCUCUUUAGCCACAGGCAAAGUCUUCACUAAAUAGACACCUUCGUUAUUUAGGUUACUAGCAUAGUAUGGCAUUGAAUAGCACCAUCUAUCAAAAGUUAAGAGACCCUGAGGAUGAAAUGACACAUGAUGCCAGAGGCCCGUGACUUUUUCAUAAUUAUUGCUUAGUUCCUGUCCAUUUCAAUGGGAUAUGCAUAGGGAGACAUUGCUGGUGGAUUCUAUCAGUAACUUGGAUGAUGGCAGUUUUUGCACAGGGCAGCGAUUUUGCAUAAAACUGUUUGCUUCUUCAACACUGGUGUAUCGAUCAUGCGUAUUCACUUGAGCCUUGCCCGUGAAAUAUAAGGGGUAAUAUAUUUUUAGCAUGUUUAAAUAUGCAUCUCUCUUCACCUUAGAUAUUGAAAUAUGUCGAAUGCUUCACAGGACCAAACAUCAUGGCUAUGCACACCAUGUUGAUAAAUAAGCCUCCGGAUUCUGGUAAGAAAUAAUUGAACAGAGGAGAAAUAAAAUACUCUGUUCAAGAAUGCAAGCAUGUAUUUAAAUAUUAGCAGACUUGUCCUUUUUUCUUUUUCUUCUGCAAGGUCCUGUAGGUAUCAUUAGUGAGUUAUCUGCUGUGAUGCAAGUCUAAAUGAAAAUAUAUACCACUAACAUGGCUAAUAUACAUCAGGUUUGGUAUUGAUACACUCUAAACAAUGGGACCUUUUUUCCUGUUUAUGGCUUUGUUGCUUCAAGAUAAUCUGUGAGCAGGGACAAACCUAAAAGUGGAAGUGGCACGAUUUUCUCUCUUGCUGCCAUCUUCCUCUUCCCCAUGUCUCUCCCCAUAGCUUGAUUUCAUUAAAUGGCAUGUUGCAUAUCCUUCUCCAAGUCAUUGGUUUGCAAUCCUUUGGUGCCUUAGGGACUUGUCAGCCAUUUCAGUUCAGUGCCAAGGAUUCUGGUGUCUUUGUUUUCUCAAAGUGUAUGCAGAAGCAUACUCUGUAGGCAGUAAACACUAGUUCACAAAAUUUAGCGAUAUGGAGGGCCAAGGAGGGUGCAUCAUCAUCAUCAUCAUCAUCAUGGGUAUUAUUUAUACCCUGCCCAUCUGGAUGGGUUUCCCCAGCCGCUCUGGGCGGCUCCCAGCAAAUUAUUAAAAUACAAUAAUUCAUCAAACAUUAAAAGCUUCCCUAUACAGGGCUGCCUUCAGAUGUCUUCUAAAAGUCAGAUAGUUGUUUAUUUCUUUGACAUCUGGUGGGUGGGCGUUCCACAGGGCAGGCGCCACUACAUUAGGGGUUUGUGGGGGGAGGAAGAGCCCCACUGAAAUGGGCUAUAGAUCUUUUGAAGGAAAGAACGAAAAUAAGUUGGACACUAUUGGGAGGAGGAUCUACUUGCAGAAGGAGAAAAUGUAUAUAUUGUAUAUUUUUGUCAUUGUGAGCUGCUUUGAGGCCUGGUGAAAAGUGGGAUAUAAACAUUUGUAAAUAAAUAAAUAAAUAAAAUAAAAUAUUAAAGGACAUGGCAGCUGGUAAGGAGCCCCUGGAUGCAAUCCCAUCUGGGUCACUUUCAGGGCUGCUGUCAGGAGGGAACAUCUUGGCUUUCAGAUGUCCCAGUCGCCCACAAAAUGAGCUCCUGGGUUUUAGCUCUAAGCAGUGGCAACUUAUGCUAGUAAGGUGACUCAGGUAAAGAGGGGUAGAUUAACUGGAUGAGGAAAUCUAUGCAUAGCUCCUACCAUGCCAUCACUACGAUAGAUGAACGUGUAUAGCCAUUGCCAGCUUAAAUCCAGAAAUACCAGUCCUGGUUCGAGUCUUUGAAUGCCACUGGAGGUGUAGCCGAAACUGCAUGAGAGGUAUUGGUAGACUCUGGAGAACAGAGGGUUUCAGAGACUUUAAAAGAAAUUGGUGGAAGGUGGGAUGAGGGGGGCAAAACUAAAAAAUAAUUCAGUGGCAAGGAAUGUUGGCUGCCCGAAUGGGAGAAAAAAUGAGAACCAGGUGGGAGCGGAACAGUUGGACUCAGGUAUACAGAUAAUCUCAUUCUGUAUUGGUCACUUCUGCAUCACACUGAGAAUCUAUUUUUAAAUGUCCUGAGGGAUGGAAGUUGGAGCCACCCAUGGACAUUGUGGAGAAAGUACAAGGUGUGACCGGAAAGUCUGGUGAAUGAUCGCAGAAAUCCGACAGCAAGAAAUACUCGAACAUACAUACCUUACAGGCCUUCAAAGUAGGCCCCUCUGAUACAAUGCAUCAUUGACAACGUUCAUAGAACUGUUGGAAACUUCUGGAGAAGUCCUCUUUUCAUACGGCUUUCAGUUCCCUCGUCACAGCAGCUUGGACGUAUGAAAUGCUGGAAAAUCGGUGCCCUUUCAGUGCAGAUUUCAGUUUUGGAAAAAGAAAGAAAUUUGGUGGAGCCAGAUUGGGAGAAUAUGGAGGGUGGGACAACUCAGUAACCUUAGUAACGAUUUCACACAAAAUAUGCAGUCGUUCCACCAUCAUUCGGACAGACACACGCUGAUCCCACAUCUGCUAAACCAAGGGUCAUCUUUGAUGGUUUGCCGCCCUUCACGGAAAGGCUUAAACUACUCAUGCACUGUCUUUCGAGUUACAGCUUCAUCUCCGUACACAAUUGUGACCAUUUUGUGGGUUUCCAAUGCCGAUUGUAUGUUCGAAUAUUUCUCGCUGUCCAAUUUCUGUGACCAUUCACCAAACUUUCUAGUCACAAUUUGUAAAUCAUUUAAUGUAGCUUAUUCCACACCUGCCCACAAAAACAAGCCGAAAUGUAGCAAUCGUCUAAUUGAGUGUGGUUUAAAACAUGCCCACACACAACAGUGCUAUUGCAAAUCCCAAACAGAUGUAGUUCACUUUUCCCAUAUUGAUGGUUGGAUGGAUAAUGCAUUAUAGCAGCUUUGUGGUGUAGCCAGUUGAGCAUCUUACAACAGUCCUGCCAUGUUAAUCCAUUGUUUUUUCCUCCACUUUGUGGAUUAAGCGAAGAGAGUUGCGCACAGCUGCACUGCAGUGUAAUUCACUGUUAGAACCCUAUUGCAGACAUGAGGACUGUGCUGUGAGUAGUUUAACAGCAGUCCUGCCACAUAGUCCACUGUUAAUAUUGAAGGCCAGAGGCAGGGCUACUUCAGUCUGAUCCUAGGCAAAAUCCAGAACUCAGCUGCGAGCAUCAACUUCACAUUUCAUUGACUUGCAGGUAGACUAGAUGUUUUUUUUUGUUGUUUUUUUUUAAAUAGCACACAAAGAAAAACAAGUUAGUGCAGCAAGUCCUGUUUUGGGUGCUAACUUUUGUUCUGUAAACCCCCAGCUACAGCCUCAGGUAAAACACACACGGCAAGGCCACACUGUGACAUCUUGUUGUCUCAUUGUGCUUGUAUUUACUUACCAUAUUUUUUGCUCUAUAGGACGCACUGGACCAUAGGACACACAGGACCAUAGGAGGGGGAGAACAGGAAAAAAAAUUCUCCCCCUCUCUGCUCAGCGCCCCUUCAGCGAAGCGGCAGGAGAAACGGAGCCCCUUCCAUUUCUCCUCCCACUUCACUGAAGGGGCGCUGCGCAGAGAGGGAAAACUGUGCAGCGCCUCUCCAGUGAAGCGAAGCCUGGAGAGCAAGAGGGAUCGGUGUACACCGACUCCUCCCGCUCUUCAGGCGGCUAUCCGCAAGCCUUCUGAGCGCAGCGAGAACUCCCGCUGCUCUCCGAAGGCUUGCGGAUAGCUGCCUGAAACCCCCAGAGCGCAGCGGCAGUUUGCGCUGCGCUCCGGGAGCUUCAGGCUUCUCCUUUUAGCCGCGGGGCUGGGGCAGGGGAAGCCCAAGCUUCCCCCGACCCCAGCCCCCAGAACAGGUCGGGGAGCGGCAGUCCCUUCUCCCUCUUGGGGAAAAAGCCUGCAAGAGCCGCGCGAAGCUUUUGUGCGGCUCUUGGGGGCUUUUCCUGCCUGCCUCCCCCCUGCAUUCACUCCAUAGGACGCAUAGACUUUCCCCCUUAGUUUUUAAGAGGGAAGAAGUGCGUCCUAUGGAGCGAAAAAUACGGUAACUAAUUCUGCAUCUGUACUAUGAAAGCUAAUACAAAUAAUUGUUGCAGGAAAGAAGACCUCUCGCCAUCCAAUGCACCAGGAUUUGCACUAUUUCCCAUUCCGGCCUGCAGAUCGCAUUGUUUGUGCCUGGACUGCCAUGGAGAAGAUUGAUCGCAGAAAUGGAUGUCUGGUAGUUUUGCCAGGAAGUCAUAAGGGGUCUCUGAAACAGCAUGAUUAUCCUGAGUGGGAGGUAAUUUCUUUAUGACUUCAUCACAGGGAGGGAUGGAGGAUGGAAGUAUCUGCAAAUUUGGAGGUAGCCAAUAGCAGUUUUGCUAACUGAGUGGUAUUUUCAGUGUCCUUAUAAUUAAAAGGUACGGUAAAGGUACCCCUGCCCGUACGGGCCAGUCGUGUCCGACUCUAGGGUUGUGCGCCCAUCUCACUUAAGAGGCCGGGGGCCAGCGCUGUCCGGAGACACUUCCGGGUCACGUGGCCAGCGUGACGAAGCUGCUCUGGCGAGCCAGCACCAGCGCAGCACACAGAAACACCGUUUACCUUCCCACUAUAAAGCGGUCCCUAUUUAUCUACUCGCACUUAGGGGUGCUUUCGAACUGCUAGGUGGGCAGGAGCUGGGACCGAAAGACGGGAGCUCACCCCGCCACGGGGAUUCGAACCACCGACCAUACAGUUGGCAAGUCCUAGGCACUGAGGUUUUACCCACAGCGCCACCCGCAUCCCGGGCUAUAAUUAAAAAGAGGGCAUUAAAUUGAGAUGAAUGGGGAGCCAGUGGAUUUGAGUUACAUUCUGGACAUCGGGAGUAGGAAAAGCAAAGGCAAGAAAAAUUAACUUACAUGUUUGGGAAAACCAGCAAGGUUUAGAAUGUCCCACCAGGUGUGGGGAGGGCCACGAGCUCAAAGGGCUUAGACAAAACGAAUUAGACAGGCUUCUCAAAUGCUGUGAUAGGAAGCUAGAACAUCCAUGUUUGGUUGCAGGAUGCAUCUCCCAAGAGGCAAGGGAAGAAAAGAGGCAGGAGGGCCAUCAGCUUCACAUUCAGCUUGUGAAUUUCUCAAGGACCACCCUGUCCUUUGUUGGAAAUUGAAUCCUGGGCUACAUAGGCCUUGCUCUCAUCUAGCUAUAUAAACCUUUUGUAUGAAAAAAGUUCUAAAAGUUUUUGAAGCUUGGAUGAUUGAAAACAUUAAGCUUUUUAGGAAAAAUAAGUUAAUUUUAUACAUUGAACUUCCAGGGUGGUGUAAACAAGAUGUACCAUGGAGUGCGUGAUUAUGAUAAAACUAUUCCAAGGGUUCACCUUGCUAUGGAGAAAGGAGACACAGUGUUCUUCCAUCCCUUGCUAAUCCAUGGCUCUGGAAUGAACAGGACUGAAGGGUUUCGUAAGGUAAGAUGCCAUUUAAGGUUGCAGGUGUUGGAACACCUGGAUUAUGCUGCUCAAGCAAAGUCAAGUCAAAGCUUCCCCAUUUUCUUAAUUAACAUUUGAUGUUUCUUAAUCCUCCUGUUUAAUUUGUUUUUGAGAGUGACUUACACCUACAUAUUUUUAGUUUAAAGCUGGUAUAAAAAAGUAGUGAAGUGCUUACAAAGAGAAAAAAGUAAAUAAUGUGGGUCUUUUUACAGGCAAUUUCUUGUCAUUACGCAAGUUCUGACUGCCACUAUAUUGAUGUGAAAGGUACAACUCAAGAGAACAUUGAGAAAGAAGUUGUGGAAAUUGCAAGAACAAAGUACGGUAUAGACUCGCCUAUUCCCCUGAAGGUAUUGUUUGUGAACGUCCUUCAUCAAAAACUUUUCACGUCAUACGUCUGACAUAAUGGUAUUGGGAAUAAUUAUUCCAUUGGUGGUAGCCUACUCAGUCAUGUACUUUGGUGUUGAGCAGGUCAACAUAUUACAAUUCUCACUACCACACCACACCAUUGGGGGACAAGCACUCGGCAUGCCGUGUGAUUUGUGUUGCUGGCAGCGAACUGAGGUGUUGCCUUGCUCAGAGAGAUUAUUGGAUGAGUACAGAGGCCUGUAGCUAGAGCGUAAGAUGUUCCUCCUCUCAAUAACUUCUGCUGCACUCCGUGCCAAGAAGAGACGUUUAUCGUUCUGCAUGAAGGUUCCUACUGGAUCCAUAAUCAGGACGGUGGAAAACAUGCUUUAAAAUGGCAUUCUGUAAUGAAUAUUGCUACUCUCUAGUUCUCUUUGCAACUGCCCUAAUAUAUUUUUACUGAUAGCUGGCAUAGAAAUUUCUGCAGUCGUAUCAACCUGUAAUACUGGUUGUACAUGGAAUUACAUAGUAGCCGUGUAGGGGAUUAAAUCACCACAACCCCCCAAUAUGGAAAAUUUUAUUCAGCUGCCUCUUUGGCUUCUAAGUUUUGAGCAUGCAUUGCUCACCUUCUUUGAAACCAUAUCUCAGCCACGGUACAGAAAGUAGGAAAUUGCAAUGUAACCAAAAUACUCUGGUUCUCUCUUCACUGAAGCUCUCUUUCCCCCUGUUGAACAGAGGAUCAGCAGCUUAGGCAGAGCAGGAGGCUCCAGCCGUGCCACAGUCAGCCUCUUUGCUGCUGCUGCUGCUUUUCACUGAGAUCUUGCAAAGCCUUGUACAGAACCAGAACUACUGGGUGUAGUGGGGGGUUUCUUCCAUAUACAGCUGUUUCUGUGUACAACAGGAAUAAUCUUGUGCACAAAACAAGGUUUUUCCUGUCCCACACCAUAACUUUAUUUCAUUUUUUGGUCUUUAGGAUUUUUGGAUGGUGCGAAGUCGUCUUGUUAAAGGAGAGAGGAGAAGUCUGUAG
This is a messenger RNA of Podarcis lilfordi (Lilford's wall lizard), 19921 nucleotides long. The record is from the annotation of a GenBank genome assembly. NCBI's taxonomy places the organism in Eukaryota, Metazoa, Chordata, Lepidosauria, Squamata, Lacertidae.